AUGAAAUCAACCUCGGCAAUGGUGCCAUCAUGGCUUGAGAAUCUAUUGUCGACAAGAUUCUUCUCUCUGUGCAAUGUGCACAAGAAACAAUCUAGGAAUGAAUGCAAAAUGUUCUGUCUCGAUUGCAACAAUGAAGCAUAUUGCGCACAUUGCAUAGCAUAUUCUCAUGAAAAACACCGAGUUGUUCAGAUAAGGAGAUCAUCUUAUCAUGAUGUUGUGAGAGUGAAAGAGAUUGAAAAUGCUUUGAACAUAACUGGGAUUCAGACAUAUAGAAUCAAUGGUUACCAGGUCUUUUUCCUGAUUACAAGGCCUAUUAAUCCAAAUAAUAAGAGCCUUGUGUGGACAAAGACGAGUGAGAAGGAAAGCAUCCCCAUUGAAGGAGUUUCAAGAACCAUGCUAUCACAGUCUGCUCAGCUGCCCACCACUGCUGUUCCUACGCCAUCCAAUGCAAAUUCAAGGAAAAGAAAAGGAACACCUUGUAGGGCUGCUUCUUAA
This is a messenger RNA of Arachis duranensis, 495 nucleotides long. RefSeq names its product protein RGF1 INDUCIBLE TRANSCRIPTION FACTOR 1-like. The record is from RefSeq and is a predicted model, not a curated record. The transcript is spliced from 4 exons. Lineage: Eukaryota; Viridiplantae; Streptophyta; Magnoliopsida; Fabales; Fabaceae. Bases 1 to 495 code for a protein of 164 amino acids.